UUAUAGUAUUGCAGUAGAAUUUUUCUAUAUUCUCAACGAGCAUCCAAACUGUCGUUUGAUAUUUUGCUUCUAGUGUUUAUUAUUUACCAUUUGCAGCAAUGGACGGCGAAGGACCGGCGAUCGGGAUCGAUUUGGGGACGACGUACUCGUGCGUGGCCGUGUGGCAGCGCGGCGGCGUGGAGAUCAUAGCCAAUGAUCAGGGCAACCGCACCACGCCCUCUUAUGUGGCCUUCACCACCGCCGAGCGUCUCAUUGGAGACGCCGCCAAGAAUCAAGUCGCCGACAAUCCUAUCAACACUGUUUUCGAUGCAAAGAGGCUGAUCGGCCGCAAAUUUAAUGACCCAACUGUUCAGCUUGACGUGAAAUUUUGGCCAUUCAAGGUCAUUCCUGACUCCAUCAACAGGCCUAUGAUGGUAGUAACUUACAAAGGUGAGGAGAAACAAUUUUCAGCUGAGGAGAUCUCUUCAAUGGUGCUUACCAAAAUGAAGGAUAUCGCCGAGGCAUAUCUUGGAUCAACGGUGAAGAAUGUUGUGGUGACAGUGCCUGCUUAUUUCAAUGACUCUCAGCGUCAGGCAACCAAGGAUGCCGGAGCCAUUGCCGGUCUUAAUGUUAUGAGGAUCAUCAAUGAGCCUACUGCUGCAGCCAUCGCAUAUGGUCUAGAUAAAAAAGGCGGCUCAGGGGAAACGAAUGUGCUUAUUUUCGACCUUGGUGGUGGCACAUUUGAUGUUUCUAUAGUCACGAUUGAUGAGGGCAUCAUCGAGGUGAAGGCUACUGCUGGUGAUACUCAUCUUGGAGGUGCGGAUUUCAACAACCGGAUGGUGAAUCACUUCGUUCAGAUGUUGAAGCGCAAGCGGAAGAAUAAGAAGGCUACCGAUAUUAGUGGGGAUCCGAGAGCUAUUAGGAGAUUGAGGUCUGCCUGUGAAAGGGCCAAGAGGUUCCUUUCGUCAUCUUCCGUGGCCAAAAUUGAGAUUGAAUCAUUGUACGAGGGGACUGACUUCUAUUCGAGUAUCACUCGUGCUAAAUUUGAGCAACUUAACAUGAGUUUAUUCAAAAAGUGUAUGGAGCUGGUUGAGAAAUGCCUGAAUGAUGCAAAGAUGGAGAAGAGCAGGGUGGAUGAGGUGGUGAUGGUGGGUGGGUCGACUAGAAUUCCCAAGGUUGAACAGCUUUUGCAGGAGUUGUUUAAUGGGAAAGAGCUUUGCAAGAGCAUUAACCCUGAUGAAGCUGUGGCUUACGGUGCUGCUGUGCAAGCUGCAAUCUUGAGUGGUGAAGGCGAUGACAAGGUGUCCAAUAUGGUUCUUUUGGAUGUUACUCCGUUGUCGCUUGGUGUUGGAAGUGGGAAAGAUCUUGUUAAAAUGUCAGUAAUAAUUCCGAGGAACACAAGUAUCCCAGCAAGGAAAGAGUAUCCAUAUUUGACACUGAAAGACAAUCAAACUUCUAUGUCCUUUCCGGUGUACGAGGGCGAAAGAAGCAGGGCAACAGACAACAAUCUUCUAGGAAAAUUCGUGCUCGGAGGCAUUCCCCCGGCCCCCAGAGGUGUUGGUCGAGUGAUGGUGUGCAUCGACAUUGAUGCGAAUGGUAUCAUGAGUGUGUCAGCAGAGGAGACGACGACUGGACAAAGGAAGGAGAUCACCAUCAGCAACGACAGGGGUAGGCUGUCCAAGGAAGAGAUAGAGAGGAUGGUGCAGGACGCCGAGAAGUACAAGUGGGAGGAUGAGGAGUUUAGGAAGAAGAUUGCUGCCAUGAAAGCUAUGGAGGACUAUGCCUACAAGAUGAGGAACACCAUCAAAGAUGACAAGAAUGCAGCAAAGCUCACAGAAGCCGAGAAGAAGAAGGCGAUGGAUGCUUUCGAGUCUGCUAUACAAUGGUUGGACUCAAACAACGACCUUGUGGAGGUUGAUGAUUUCCAAGACAAGAAGAAAGAGCUCGAGAGGAUUUUCAACCCUAUCAUUGCCAAGAUGUGUAUUAAAGAAUGAACACUCGAAUAUGUAGAUUGGCAGGAUCAUAGGUGUCUUUUGUCUUUUCUUCCUUUUUGAACUUGUAACUAGUACCCAGAUUUUCUGGAUUUUGUCUUCUUUUCCUUUUUGACUCAGUAAGCAAUGAUAAGGAAGGUCAUAAGUGGUGCACUCCACUGCCCAAAUUGAAUAACUA
Molecule: messenger RNA, 2148 nt
Organism: Salvia miltiorrhiza (redroot sage)
Lineage: Eukaryota; Viridiplantae; Streptophyta; Magnoliopsida; Lamiales; Lamiaceae
Product: heat shock cognate 70 kDa protein-like
Exons: 2
Coding region: 99-1973 (624 amino acids)
Biological process (GO): protein refolding; cellular response to unfolded protein
Cellular component (GO): cytoplasm
Molecular function (GO): ATP hydrolysis activity; ATP binding; ATP-dependent protein folding chaperone
Source: RefSeq, a predicted model, not a curated record